Messenger RNA from Amoebophrya sp. A25, 1664 nucleotides. The record is from the annotation of a GenBank genome assembly. NCBI's taxonomy places the organism in Eukaryota, Dinophyceae, Syndiniales, Amoebophryaceae.
AUGCUUGGUACUCCGCCACGAGUCGUGCGCCUUUCGGAAGUCUUGUCGCCAACGCUCACUCAGAGGCAUCGUCAAGCGGGAAGAUUUCACCAGCAGAAUCUGGGCAUUUACCGGAAUGCGUGCUACCGCUGCUCGCGGCGAGCAUAUAACGUUCUGUACGGCCUCGAUGCGAGCCUUGAUCCGCAGCAAGUGCGGCUUUCCGCGGAUCAAAGUUUCUGGCCGCACAAUUUCAACGUCCUCGGGCGAGAUCGGUGGCGCCAUCAUCGCAAAACCAAGGAAGCAGUACGAGACCAACAAGUCGCGACCCCUGCUGCCUGCCCAGCAGCUACACGCGACAUUGAAAGAACUCCUGUCGUUGGAAAUACAGUUCUUGAACUUGUCCAAAAGCAAGAUGACGAAGUAGGGCUAAGCUCGGCCACAGGUGAGGACGACACGGCUCCAGGGCCUUCAUCCGAUACGGAUGUUGCAGAACGAGUGACGUUAGCUGAGUCACUAGGGAGUGAGGAGCCGCCCUCAUCGAAAGUCAAAAAAGCGGAUCCGACAAGUCUGAAAUGGGGCCUCAAGGCGCUGCACCGUAUUGCAGUCGCUACACUGGAUUACGGCGUAAUUAGAGGCUUAGGUCGGUUUGCUCCACCUUCUUGGAAGUCUGGUACUAAUCAUAACUAAAGGAAGAUACAACCACUAUCACGAUGAAAUGCACAUCGUUGUUUGUGAUGCAAAGCGCUGCACGAGUGGUACGCACCACUUAGUUCAAGCGUGAGCUUUGCGGAGCCAGAUGAGUCAUAGCUCGUUACAAAGCAACCUAUGAGAUUCCAGUGAUGCAUCUUUCUUGGAAACGGAGAAUGUUCUUGACAAGAAAGCACUUCAAAUUCAAGAAAUGUUUCUAAUGUAGAGAAUGAGGGCCGUUUGCAGAAUCAAAAAACGGUCACGCCUACACUCGAGCAGCGUGCGCCACGCUUGCGGCUAUCGGUGGAGCAGUCGGUUGACGAGUACGACCCAUGCACGUGGAACAUAGGAAUUGAAGUCGAGCGUGUCGUUGAAGGGUGGAAAGGUGUUCGCUGUCUUAGCGUCUCGCAAUGUGCCACUCUCAUCACCGAGGGCCCUGUGGGACGUGCUGACGUCAGCAGUGCAGAACACCGGUGGUUGGGAGCCUGUAGUUGCUGGAAACAGUCAGUCUAUCGGAAGGAGAUCGCCUGUCUCGUCCACGCACGAUAACGCUGAAGACAAUAGCGUGAGCAAAAAGCUGGAGCUAGGAAUUGCAAGAAGAAUCUCAAACUCUCUGUCAUCCGAGCACAGGAAUAACAGUUCUUCGCGUUGUGGUGGCGAGAAAGCACCGCGAAUUACUGCAGGCAAAAACGCAAGACCCAAGCUCGAGGAGGAUACUACUCGAUUUUUGUUACAUUUACAUGGAGUUCUUUGAGGUUCUUUCUUUGGACAUUUCGCUCUGAUUUUUGGUUUAGUAGAGUACAGAGGCACAGGCUCCGACAUUUGUCGGAAAAUUUUGACUACCUGGAGUUCUCAAGGGACCCGUCAUUGGAUAUCAGUAGAGCUGCUGUACAAAUGGAUUUACAAACUGAAGUUUACAGGUUACGAAAUUCGCAAAGUUUCGUCUUGCCCAUGAUCAAGAACGAUCAUUUGAGCCGCAUUGAUCAUAACUACAUUAU